Messenger RNA from Rhagoletis zephyria (snowberry fruit fly), 2842 nucleotides. RefSeq names its product stoned A (gene stnA). NCBI's taxonomy places the organism in Eukaryota, Metazoa, Arthropoda, Insecta, Diptera, Tephritidae. The record is from RefSeq and is a predicted model, not a curated record.
UUCAUAUACACUAUAGAGUAUAGCAUAUAUAUGCAAAUAUAAAUUUACUGCAUAUCGUAUACUCGUAAAGGAAUUUGAAAAAGUUUUAGAAAAAUAUAUACAUUAAUAAUAAAUAUCACCAUAACUUGGUAACGUUUGUCCCAACCUAGUAGUUGCUUGCAAUCUCACACUCUUCCCAUUUAUGAUCUUUACAGACCGACAUCGAUGUCUCCGCAAUUAGAGAAUGCUUAAACUACCAAAAGGCUUAAAAAAGAAAAAGAAGAAGUCGAAAAAGGAUCAAGAACUCUUCACCGAAGAGGAACUAGAACAAUAUAAGCGCGAAUUACGAGCCAAACAAGAAGCAGCCGCUGCUAAAUCAGACGCUGGUGAAUCGGACGCAGCAUCAGACGUUGAGGGUUUAGCACUAACAGCUGCAUCCACAUCCACAUCAACUUCUGCACCUGUGCCAACUGAAUCUGCUGAGAGUAAAGCGGACACAAGUGUCAACGGCGCCGCAGCGCCAGCAGUAGCUGCAAAAAGCGCCGGCGAGGACGAAGAGUGGGCGAAAUUUAAGGCUCUAACAUCGGGUGUCGAUUCUAUACUACAUAAAACUCAAGACGAAUUAGAUCGCAUCAAAAAGGAGUCUUUCUACCAACGUUUACCAUCAGCAGCGGAAAAGAAACGUCUCGAAGAAGAGGAGGCUGCGCGUCGCGAGGCGGAACGCUUAGAGGAGGAGCGUCGCAAGGCUGCCGAAGUAGAAGCGAAUCGCGAUAAACUAGCUGAAGCAGUUGUUGAGCUAUCCGAAUCUGAAGACGACCAGGACGAGGAAGUCGGUGACAUCUUUUCCACUGACUAUUUAGAGGCUAUAACUAGCGGUGAAAUACAGUUAGGAGUCGUACCUGAGUCACCGGUAUUAGAGUUUGACGACGGACCCGAUCCGUUUGAUACUGCUUAUGCGGAAAAAGUUAUUGUUGGUGCAGAUAAGGCAAAGGGAAAUAAGAAACUUGUGAGUCUUGGUGCCGCGGUUGAAGUCCUCUCGGGACGUGUAGAUCGUGAGCACGCGCUUGCGCUUGCCAAACCGAAACGUAAGCUACGAAAGGGUAUACAAAAUUUGCUGCUGAGCGAGAGCAUCGAUCUUGCUGAUCAGGAAGUUGAGAUAGUCGCGCCAGAGCCACAGAAGAACUUACUCGACGAAUUAGUCGAUGACGUGCCAGUACCAGAUGCACCUAUCGAUUUAAGUGUUUCGUUGCAUUUGCAUUUGAUACAACCGAAGAAGGCCGAAGACGAAGAGGAAGAAGAAGAGCUCGACACCGGCGUACCGGAUUUAUCAGAAUUCGAUGCACUUAAGGACGAUGAUGAUGAUGAGUUUGCUGAAUUAGCAGCUGAAUCGUUGACCAAGAAAGAAGAGGUAAAAGUUAUCACACAAAUACCGCUUCCUCAGCCGGAAGUACUUUCAGAAGUUGUAGAAGCUGAUUGGGCAGAAUUUGAACAAGUACCCGAAGAAGAACCCACAACUGUAGGACAGGACGGCAAAGUAAAACCAGCACGUCCACCUCCGCCAGCUCGACCUGCCACUGGUCCGCAUAUAAUACCCGGUGCUAUAUAUGUGAGUGACGACGAAGAAGAUAACGUUGACGACGAUCCAUUCAACACCGCAUACGCCGAACAGGUUAUAAAGAAGACUACCGUACUAGAGGAGGACGACGACUUCGAUCCGCGCGCCGAAGAAAAGGCGGGACCGCCUGCUAAGCCGCCACCACCAGCUGCAAGCUUACUUUCUCAACCAACACGAGAUCUUUUAGGUGGAAGCGCUACUGACUUGUCUAAAGUUGGGCCAGCCCCCAUUGCACCUACACAGGAAGCCGACGAAGACGCAGCAGAUUUUGAUCCAUUCGACACCUCAGCUGUUAGUGCAAUCGUUCGACCCAAGGCAACAGAGUUGAAAUUCUUGGAGCGUGAACUACUACCUGAAAGUAAUCUCAAGCACUCACUAAGCGAUCCAGACUUUGAUCCGCGAGCUGACGAGCCAGCUAUCGCUCCCGCUCCUGCUGUAGCAAUCACUGUUCCACGACCUGCGCGGCCUGCACCACCUGUGCAAAUACAAAACAAUAACAAGACUGCUGACUUAGAAACUGCACGUCGCAAGUCUUCCUUAAGUUUAAAUAUUCAGUCAAAAAGUGUGGGCUUUCUAGUUCCCUCACAAGACCUACUAGGUGCUGCGAAUGACGCUCAAGGCAACAAAAAGCCAUUGACACCAUAUUACGCACCAAGUAAAGCAACAGAGAAAAUCUGCGAGAAAGAAGCCGAAGAUCCCUUUGAUACAUCGUACGUACCAGAAACGAAACCCAGUGACGUUGAACUGAAACACCUCGAACAAGAUUUAUUAGCGAAAAAUACACUGAAACACAGCCUAUCGGAUCCUGAUUUCGAUCCACGCGCGCCACCCACUCCGGUGCCUGCGGAAGAGCUAUUGGCUGUAAAAGAAGAUAUAAAGACAAAAGUAUUAACGCCAUCGCAGGAAAGUAAAGAUUUGCCAGACGAUAGUAUCGAGUAUAUAGAUCCUUUCGAUACAUCGAUAGCGUCCAACCUACAACCGGGCAAGGCAGAGCUAAAACUCCUGGAGAGUGAGCUUCUACCAGCCACACUACCGGAGAUCACAACUGGUGUGCUUGAUACACAAACAGACGCGCAGGAACUGGGCUUGGGAGAUAAGGUGUUGACACCUUCGGUUCCUGUAAAACAAAUUACACUCCCUGAAGAAGUUGAUCCUUUCGAUACUUCAAUUGCAGAAAAUUUAGCACCUGGUGCAACGGAAAUUAAACUACUAGAGAGUGAAUUAAUUGAGCGUUAAUUUAAAAGUUAU